Xyrauchen texanus (razorback sucker) is the source of this 945-nucleotide messenger RNA. It is a transcript of the gene plaat1, whose product is annotated as phospholipase A and acyltransferase 1. Gene Ontology annotation, cellular component: cytoplasm. Gene Ontology annotation, biological process: N-acylphosphatidylethanolamine metabolic process. The record is from RefSeq and is a predicted model, not a curated record. The transcript is spliced from 5 exons. Lineage: Eukaryota; Metazoa; Chordata; Actinopteri; Cypriniformes; Catostomidae. Gene Ontology annotation, molecular function: A2-type glycerophospholipase activity; glycerophospholipid phospholipase A1 activity. The coding region runs from base 169 to 711 and encodes 180 amino acids.
CAAACACUCGUAAUUCUCUUGAGAUCUUUCAUCAGCUGGAGAACUCACUGAUUCACAGAGAUAUACUGCGUUUAUUUCUUUGGGAUUAAGCGGAUAUCCAAUGGAGGGUUAAAAGCAUUCGGCUGAUCAUGAAAUCUGCUUUAAAAAUGUGCAGAAUUAUGCUGUGGGAUGACGGAUAAUCAACCUAGAGAAAAUAUUAAUAUGGCCUUAAGUGAACCUGAUAAUUAUCAAUCUAAUGAGGAACCUCAGCCUGGUGACCUCAUCGAGAUCUUCAGACCGGCCUAUCAGCACUGGGCUCUUUACCUGGGCGAUGGAUACAUCAUCAACCUCACACCUGUGGAUGAGAGUCCAGCGGCGGCCGUGUCCAGUGUGAAGUCUGUGUUCAGUCGGAAGGCCGUGGUGCGCAUGCAGCUCUUGAAGGAGGUUGUGGGAGGAGACACUUACAGAAUCAACAAUAAAUAUGACGAUAAUCACACGCCGCUGCCCGUCUCUGAGAUCAUUCAACGAGCUCAGCUCCUCAUUGGACAGGAGGUGUCAUAUGACCUAUUGGGCAGUAACUGUGAACACUUUGUCACUCUACUUCGCUACGGGGAAGGGGUGUCAGAACAGGCGUCUCGGGCGAUAGGAGCCAUCAGUUUGGUGACGGCGGCAGCGAGUGCCUGCUCAGUACUGGGACUCAUCAACACUCGCUCCAGAAACAAACCCUUCUAGAUCAUCUGAAGCCCUGAUUCCAUUGGAAGAUAUAUGCAUUAUUUUUGGAGAUUUGUUCUUUUAAAUACCGAGACUGUAGAUAGAGUUUCAUUCAUAAGAAAUAAAUCUGAUGUAGGUAAUGUUUUACCAAUUAUGGGUAUAGUGAAUGAGCCCGUUUCCUCUAUAAACACAGUUGUAUUUGGUUAUUAAAGCAGUUUCAGAGCUAUUCAGAAGUUUGGUAGUAAUAAAGUAGGU